Molecule: messenger RNA, 1424 nt
Organism: Labeo rohita (rohu)
Lineage: Eukaryota; Metazoa; Chordata; Actinopteri; Cypriniformes; Cyprinidae
Gene: stard5
Product: StAR-related lipid transfer (START) domain containing 5
Exons: 6
Coding region: 417-1046 (209 amino acids)
Molecular function (GO): lipid binding
Source: RefSeq, a predicted model, not a curated record
UUUUAAACUUAGGAUGAUUUUGUGACAUUAUACGGGUUAUUGUCUCUUUUUGUUGUUUUGAUCGCGCUUGUUUAAUUGAAGCGUUCCCUUGAUCCCCAUUGAACUGUAUCGAUUAUUAUCUGUCGCAGCCGGUCAGUCACGAUGACAGUCACUGUGAUCAUCUGUAACUAAUGAAUGAACUGAAAACAUCUGACCUAUUAUACCAGAAACUGGCAGAUGUAAUUGUAGCCACUGUUAGUGUAUCGGUAUUGGACGUACUUGAACAAAUAUCCCGGAAGAAUCGAAGGUAAAUUGUUUAAUUUGACUCUUUUUAGCAGGUCGCAACCGGUCACUCGCGAUAUAACGCUUUAAUACAUGUGCUGUUAGAGGACAAGCGAUAAAGUGAUACAAAAUAGAACUACAUAGUUUCCAUCGUCAUGGAUUAUAUACAAACAGCCAGAUCAGUGGAAGAUCGUCUCCUGAGCUACAGAAAAGACGAGUCCGGAUGGAAAUCAUGCAAGAAAACUAAUGAUGUCGUGGUGUAUUGGAGACCCUCCUGUGAAUUCGCGGGAUAUGUGUAUAAGGGGGAAGGGAUCAUUAAUGGCAGUCCAGAGAAAGUCUGGGACUGCUUGAAACCUGAAAUCAAUGGACUCCGUGUAAAAUGGGAUGCAAAUAUAAAAAAGUUUGAGUUGCUUGAGCAGGUGUCUGCGGAUGUUUCAAUCUGUCGAACAGUCACACCUUCGGCUGCUAUGGGCAUUAUUUCACCUCGGGAUUUUGUUGAUGUCAUUUCCGUUAAACGCUAUGAGGAUGGCACAGUUUCAUCGAAUGCUACCAAUGUAACCCAUCCAAACUGUCCUCCUCAACCCGGCUUCGUAAGAGGUUUCAACCAUCCGUGUGGAUGUUCUUGCGUUCCUGUUCCAGGGGAACCAGGCAAAACCCAGCUGUUCAGCUUUUUCCAGACUGAUCUUGGAGGUUUGCUUCCUCGUUCGGUUGUUGAUUCAUUUUUCCCCACAAGUAUGGUGGAGUUUUACAGCAACCUGACCAAAGCCGUAAAAUCGCUGAAAUAGCACCAAUGGCGCUUUAUAGAUAAUACCCCCUUUUAAUCUAAAAUGUGAAUAUUUUAAUAAUUUGACUCACUUAAUUGCAUUUAAUCAAGCUUUAGUGGAAAGUGAAUUUACCUUUAGAUUUAUUCUUGAUUCUUCCAACUGCUACACGUGUUCAUACACAUUUGCACAGUGACCGUUUUAUAAGUACAGAGUACUGGAACGUUUUGUUUGCCAUAUUAUUUUAGAAAUUCUGAAAACUAGAUGAACUCUUGCACAAACAAAAAAUACAUAUUUACACUUAUGCGUUUGGCAGAUGCUUUUACAGGGUUUCUGCAGAUCUUAGUCUUAAUUUCCCAGGUGGAAAAAGUGCAGUUCCAUAAUGCACUUAAAGUGCUCUGU